AUGUAUAUCAGUCACACAACACGUACCCCAACAAGCAAAUUUCCAAUUGCCAUUAACUUUUCUGUCGACUUCUCCACCGGCUACUUCCAAGUUCAGACCACUACACAAAACCAAACAAAACUCUCCACCUCCCUUCAAGAAAGCACGAAUCUUCAAUUACACUGCGUUAACACCACUCGGAUUCUUGGAGCGGGCGGCUCUGGUGCACCCGACCCGGAAAUCCGUAAUCCACUGCUCUUUGACUUACACGGGCAAGAUACUUAUCGGCGGUGCCGCCGAUUAGCCUCCGCCCUCACCAAACGCGCCGUCACCUUUGGUUGCACGGUUGCUGUGAUUGCACCCAACGUUCCAGCCAUGUACGAAGCUCAUUUUGGAGUUCCAAUGUCUGGAGCUGUUAUAAACGCUGUCAACAUUCAUUUGAAUGCACAGACUAUUGCUUUCUUUUAG
This is a messenger RNA of Fraxinus pennsylvanica, 447 nucleotides long. The record is from the annotation of a GenBank genome assembly. Lineage: Eukaryota; Viridiplantae; Streptophyta; Magnoliopsida; Lamiales; Oleaceae.